AUGCUCGUCGGCCUCAUCUACGCUCUGGUCAUCGCCUCGCCGACCGCAUUCGCUGCUAUCCCCCGCCUCAACUUCCAUGAGGCGCGGGCGUGGGGUAUCGACAUCCAGCCCCGCCAGCCCGAGAUCAUGUGCCCGACGGGUUUCGAUCUCUGUGGGGUGGACUCUUGCGCUCCCAAAGACGGCAGCGCUGUGUGCUGCGAAGAUGGCUCGCUCUGCCCGGCCAACUAUAACUGCCUUCCCAACGUGUGCUGCCCGUUCGGAGAGGUCUGUGAUAAGAACAUGAGCAUUGAUACCACUACCAUCUUAAUCAACAAUGGCACUGUUGGCCCGCCGUCUCAGACUGGAAUUGCGUCGGCCGCCGGUCUGCUCCCUUCUCCGUUCCUCCAGUCCCAGUCGGCUGCGACUAAAAGCGGUACCUCUUCCCUCUCUGGCUCGAGUUCCGCCCUGGUCCCCACAGCCACUGGCGCGGUUUCUGGUGGCCUUGCCCUCACUGCGGGUUGGGCGCUCUGGCCUGCCGCUGCUGCCCUGAGCUUCUUUGCCUGA
Molecule: messenger RNA, 543 nt
Organism: Cutaneotrichosporon cavernicola
Lineage: Eukaryota; Fungi; Basidiomycota; Tremellomycetes; Trichosporonales; Trichosporonaceae
Exons: 3
Coding region: 1-543 (180 amino acids)
Source: RefSeq, a predicted model, not a curated record